CUCUCUGCGACUUCAACUUCACUAAAAACACGCCACAAUGUCUUUCUUCCGCGGAUCAAACCCCUCCACAGUGUCUCAGUCGGCGCCGAGCAUGCAGGCGCGCAAGGAGGAGGUCAAGCAGCAGAUCCAGCAGGAGCUGGCUGUUGCGAGCGCGCAGCAGCUCGUCACCAAGAUGACCGAGAACUGCUUCGCCAAGUGCGUGACGCGGCCCGGCGCGUCCCUCUCGGGCUCGGAGGAGCGCUGCCUCUCGCAGUGCAUGCAGCUGUACAUGGCGGCGUUUGACAAGAUCUCGCAGACGUACGUGACGCGGAUCACGAAGGAGGGCCGCAAGCCAUGAUCUUGAUCUAGCUAUGUAUAUGCAUGUCCGCGCUACUACUCGUC
Messenger RNA from Cutaneotrichosporon oleaginosum, 381 nucleotides. RefSeq lists its product as uncharacterized. The record is from RefSeq and is a predicted model, not a curated record. Lineage: Eukaryota; Fungi; Basidiomycota; Tremellomycetes; Trichosporonales; Trichosporonaceae.